AUGUUGGACACUUUGACAUUCAUGUUCAUAGAUCACUUUGGGUUCCGAAAACUGGAAGGAUUUUUUGCUUUUUUGAUUGCUGUUAUGGCUGUUACCUUUGGAUUUGAAGUAAGUUUACAACUAGUCGAAAAGUCAUAAACUUUCAAAAAAAAAAUUUUUUUUGAAAAACAAAUUUGAUCGUAUAAAAUGUCUUCAACGCCGAAAAGUCAGAUAUUUUUCCUAGGCAUCUUUUGGAAUGUUCCGAAGAGGUUUUUGUGUUUAUUUUCAAUCAAAGCUCAAAUUGACGAUAAUGUGACGAAGUGUUAACAAAAUUAUUGAUUUUUGAAAAUAGCAAAGCUUCGACAAAAGAAUCAUCAAAUUAAAUAUAUUUUUCAGUUCUUCACAGUCCAGCCGGAUGCUGUCGACCUCGCCAAAGGCAUGUUUAUUCCAUGGUGCCCGGGCUGUGGUCAACAGGAAUUCCUGAUGGGAAUCAGCGUAGUUGGCGCCGUGAUUCAGCCACAUAAUUUGUAUCUGCAUUCCGCGUUGGUUCGGACUCGAAAAAUCGACCGAACAAAGAGCAAGGCCGUGGAAGAAGCUACAUUUUAUUAUUCGAUUGAAUGCGCAGUAGUGUUGUUCUGCUCGUUUAUUAUCAACAUGUUUGUUCUUGGGGUCUUUGCUCAUGGAUUGUAUGACAAGACCAAUUUGGAAGUGGUAGGCGGGAUUUUGGCAAUAAAAGUAUUGAGAUAGUACUAAUCACGACAAAAAUUAACUAAACAAAUAUGUUUUUAAAAUGUCUCUAGAAGGGUUUUGAAAUAACGUAUCAAAGCCUAUAACUUAACGCUAAUACAUUCAGCGAGAAUCCUGCAACAACCGAGAUGUCCUGGAUCCCACUCUUUUCCCCAUGAAUAACGAGACUGUCAAAGCGGACCUCUACAAAGGCGGGAUCUUCCUAGAAUGCACAUUUGGCAAGCUAGCCCUUAUUGUUUGA
Messenger RNA from Bursaphelenchus xylophilus (pine wood nematode), 967 nucleotides. The record is from the annotation of a GenBank genome assembly. Lineage: Eukaryota; Metazoa; Nematoda; Chromadorea; Rhabditida; Aphelenchoididae.